Messenger RNA from Fonsecaea pedrosoi CBS 271.37, 1173 nucleotides. RefSeq lists its product as uncharacterized. Bases 1 to 1173 code for a protein of 390 amino acids. The transcript has 4 exons. Lineage: Eukaryota; Fungi; Ascomycota; Eurotiomycetes; Chaetothyriales; Herpotrichiellaceae. The record is from RefSeq and is a predicted model, not a curated record.
AUGGGGCGUCACGCUCUUGUCAUGGGCGCAUCAGGCAUCACUGGCUGGGCGAUUGUGAACCAGAUUCUGCGUGGCUACCCCCAGAAAGGAAUCUUCUCCAAGGUUACCGCCGUGACCAACAGACCGCUCGCCCAGGAGCAUACCCUGUGGCCGAAAUCUGACGCCCUGCAAGUGUGUAGCGGGCUGGAUCUCCUCGAGGGAACUCAAGGAGACUUGGAGGCCAAGAUGAGACAAAAGGUGCGUGACAUCAACAAUGUCACCGACCUGUAUUUCUACGCAUACAAGCACUCCAGCAUUCCAGAGGAAGAGAGCUCGGUGAACACGCAGAUGCUGGAGCGAACCAUCCGCGCCGUCGACCGGCUCUCCAGCAACCUAUCCUUCGUGGUCUUACCCAGUGGGACGAAAGCGUACGGGGUUCAUCUAGGAAAAGAUCUCUUUCCGUUCCAAAAUCAAUUACCUUUGACAGAAAGCCUGCCCCGAAUCCCCGAGCCUCACGCCUCCAGGAUGUUUUAUUAUCAACAAAUCGAUUCCCUUCGAAGACUCUCUCGGGGCCGCUCCUGGCAAUGGGUCGAUCUGCGGCCGGAUGUGAUUCCAGGCUUUGUGCCAAACAGCAAUACCUACUGUUUGGCUCAGACGUUGGCCGUAUACCUGAGUCUCUUUGCUACGGUUGAAGGGAAGGGCACGACCUGUCCGUUCCCCGGCUCGACCGAAGCGUGGAACACUCUAUCCAACGACAGUCCCCAGGACGCGGUUGCGCAAUUUAGUAUUUUCGCUUCUCUGAACCCGGAUAAGACGGCCGGGCAGUCCUUCAACGUCGCGGGGAGCGACCAGGCUGUGUCAUGGUCUGAACGCUGGCCCAUCAUCUGCCAAUUCUUCGGGCUCGAGGGGACCGAGCCGGUCGAGUCAAGCCUGGCUCCUGCCGAUUACAUGAGAUCACACCUCGCCACGUGGUCGGAGCUGGUGCAGACACACGGACUCGAGACGAAUUUGAUCAGGGACGAAUUGGCCGAAGGCAAGGCCGGCUAUCAAAAGCAUAUUAUGUCCGAGCUCUGCUUCGACCGAUCUUUAGAUCUCGGGAGAAUGAGGCAGGCGGGCUUCCAAGAGGUUUCGGACUCGAAAAGAGCUUGGUGGACGGCAUUUGAGAGGUUUCGGGAGGCCAAAGCGAUUCCAUGA